ACUAAACAAACUCCAAAACAUCUUGUGCUCCUUCCAAUGGUUCCUCAAAUGAGAAUCCACUGGAUGACCAGCCUCUUCUUACUCAUCUUAUGCCUUGCGGCUCGCAACCAAGCUCCAUGGCACUUCCUCUUCCUUCUCUUCACCCUCUCCUUCAUUCUACCACUCUUCUUGACCACCUGGCUUGUUCCUAGUGGCUUUGCAUGGCACAAGUACUCAGGGAAUGGUCCGAUAGCCCCCGGGCCGAUCGGGUGGCCGUUGCUCGGCAGCCUCCCUCUCAUGGGUCCUCUUGCCCACCGCAAGCUAUCCGACCUAUCGAAAUCUCACCAUGCGAGCCGCCUCAUGGCCCUCAGCUUUGGUGCAACGCCGGUGGUGAUCAGCAGCCACCCUGACACUGCCAGGGAGAUCCUGUGCAGCGCAGCAUUCGGAGACCGGCCGACUAAGGUGUCGGCCAGGCUCCUCAUGUUCGAACGGGCCAUCGGGUUCGCUCCCUCCGGCGAUUACUGGCGGCACCUCCGCCGCAUCGCCGCCAACAACAUGUUCUCCCCUCGGAGGAUUGCAGCCUUGGAGAGCCUCCGGCAUCGAGUGGCCGACGGCAUGAUACAUAGAGUGUCUAAAGAGAUGGAGAGGAGAGGGAUGGUGGUCUUGAGGGGAGUGUUGCAGAAGGGCUCCUUGGAGAGUAUCGUGGGGAGUGUGUUUGGGAAGUCACCUGGGGAAUUGGAGGAGGGGAAAGAGUUCAUGGAGAUGGUUAGGGAAGGGUAUGAGUUGAUAGGGAAGUUUAACUUGGAGGAUUACUUUUCAUUAGGUGGUCUCUUGGAUUUCUCUGGGGUGGGAAGAAGGUGCGAGCAACUGACUGUUAGGGUUAAAGCUCUCAUUGGUAAAAUUGUGGAAGAGAGGAGAAGACAGGGUGACUUCUGCAAGCAAGAUGACUUUCUAAGCUUGCUGCUUGCUUUGCCAAAGGAAGAGAGCCUCAGUGAUUCGGAUAUAAUAGCAGUUCUUUGGGAAAUGAUAUUUCGAGGAACAGAUGUAGUUGCCAUCCUCUUGGAAUGGAUCAUGGCAAGAAUGGUUUUACACCCUCGCAUCCAAGCCAAGGCCCAACGAGAGCUCGACGCCUUCGUCGGUGGCCGACCUGUGCAAGAUUCCGACAUGUCGAAUCUCCGGUAUCUUCAAGCCAUUGUCAAGGAGGUCCUACGAUUGCAUCCACCUGGGCCACUCCUCUCAUGGGCAAGGCUGGCCAUUCGGGAUGUCCACGUGGACAAGUUCUUCAUUCCGGCAGGGACAACGGCCAUGGUGAACAUGUGGGCGAUCACUCAUGAUGGAUCCAUAUGGAAGGAUCCGUGGGCCUUUAAACCUGAGAGGUUCCUCCAAGAGGAUGUGGGCAUACUAGGUUCGGACCUAAGGCUCUCACCAUUUGGAUCCGGCCGGAGGGUGUGUCCAGGGAGGGCUUUGGGCUUGACCACGGUGCACUUGUGGCUCGCACGUCUUCUGCAACAAUAUAAUUGGACUGCUACCAGUUUGCCGGUGCAGCUGUCGGAGUGCCUGCGCCUUUCGCUCGAGAUGAAGAAGCCAUUGGUUUGUCGGGCUGUCCUGCGAGAUCUUGCAAUGGAGGCAAAUCAUGCUUGAUCUCUUGUAGCAAUAUAAUAGAGAUGGAGUUGCACGAUGUGUUUUAUUGUAUUUAUUGUCCAAAGUGGUAUUUGAACUAGGUUUCCAGUGAGUCUUAAACUUGAAUAAUGUGUAGACUCCUAUGUUAACCUUUCAAGUGAUAUAGGGAAUGGAAAGCUAAGAUGCAUCUCUCUUUCUUAUAUUUGUUGUAGUGUAGCUCUCUCCAUGUAUAAGGAAUGAAUAACUAA
This is a messenger RNA of Elaeis guineensis (African oil palm), 1847 nucleotides long. Its product is annotated as cytochrome P450 78A5. NCBI's taxonomy places the organism in Eukaryota, Viridiplantae, Streptophyta, Magnoliopsida, Arecales, Arecaceae. Gene Ontology annotation, molecular function: heme binding; iron ion binding; monooxygenase activity. The record is from RefSeq and is a predicted model, not a curated record.